AUGCUCUACGCAGUUCAAUGGGCUCAGCAAACAACGCAGACGCAGCAGACCAUCGUGGCUCAAGAGCUCUUCACCUCUUGGUUUGGUAUUAAGUUUGACGGCACUGGAGCGCUCCUUGCAGAGAGUGCUACUGCUUGGGCUGUUGUCACAGAACCCUACGCGACAGUGCAACAGGUGUAUGGCGACUGGGCGACCUACAUAGGAGGUACACAACAACCAUACUACGUUCCAUCAUUGGGCGAGUACUAUCUUCUAUCCCCCACGACUUUCAGUGCGAGUGCUUUGUGUUCCGAUACCAGUGGGUUGCAAGGGCUUAACUCCUUUGGCAAUGCUGCAUCCCUGAAAAGUAUAACACUCAAUGGCUUGAAUUAUCCCGUUUAUCGAAAGGCACUCUCGGACUUUGUUUUGAUUUGCCCCAAUAGGCUGGGGGCCAGCACGGUCAGUGAUGCCUCGGCUGGUAAUAUCCUGCUGAGUGAUAUUGGAACUCUUACCGUGUCCGCGGAUGUGCUCGACAGGACACAACUAUCGUAUGUCAAGCCCAUGUCCACUGUGAUGCUUCAUGAGAUCUUGCACAUGGUGACCAGGUGGGAUGUAACCACAACCGGUACGAUAGACGGACAAAAUAUGAUUGUUGAUCAUACUUGUGAGUACGACCCUUUGAUGAUCUAUAUAACAAAUGCUGAUUGUUCAUUCACACGCAGAUGA
Molecule: messenger RNA, 705 nt
Organism: Penicillium soppii
Lineage: Eukaryota; Fungi; Ascomycota; Eurotiomycetes; Eurotiales; Aspergillaceae
Exons: 2
Coding region: 1-705 (234 amino acids)
Source: RefSeq, a predicted model, not a curated record